Molecule: messenger RNA, 1648 nt
Organism: Psammomys obesus (fat sand rat)
Lineage: Eukaryota; Metazoa; Chordata; Mammalia; Rodentia; Muridae
Gene: Tmed4
Product: transmembrane p24 trafficking protein 4
Exons: 5
Coding region: 39-722 (227 amino acids)
Biological process (GO): endoplasmic reticulum to Golgi vesicle-mediated transport; Golgi organization; intracellular protein transport
Cellular component (GO): endoplasmic reticulum; COPII-coated ER to Golgi transport vesicle; Golgi apparatus
Source: RefSeq, a predicted model, not a curated record
CAAUGCGCAAGCGUGCGCAUGCGCGAGGCUGAGGCGCGAUGGCAGGUGUCGGGGUCCGGCGGCAGCCGGCGAUGGUGCGGUUGGCGCUGCUGGUGCUUACUGUGUGUGCUGCGGGUACCCGUGGGCUGUAUUUCCACAUCGGCGAGACUGAAAAGCGCUGCUUCAUCGAAGAAAUACCCGACGAGACCAUGGUCAUCGGCAACUAUCGAACCCAGAUGUGGGACAAGCAGAAGGAGGUCUUCCUGCCGUCGACCCCUGGCCUGGGCAUGCAUGUAGAGGUGAAGGACCCGGACAGCAAGGUGGUACUGUCCCGGCAAUAUGGCUCUGAGGGGCGCUUCACGUUCACUUCCCACACACCCGGAGACCAUCAGAUUUGUCUACACUCCAACUCCACGAGGAUGGCUCUCUUCGCUGGAGGCAAACUGCGAGUACACUUGGACAUCCAGGUUGGGGAGCAUGCCAACAACUACCCUGAGAUUGCUGCUAAGGAUAAGCUAACAGAGCUACAGCUUCGUGCUCGACAGUUGCUUGAUCAGGUGGAACAGAUCCAGAAGGAGCAGGAUUAUCAGAGGUAUCGUGAAGAGCGCUUCCGUCUGACCAGUGAGAGCACCAACCAGAGGGUCCUGUGGUGGUCCAUCACCCAGACCGUCAUCCUCAUCCUCACUGGCAUCUGGCAGAUGCGUCACCUCAAGAGCUUCUUUGAGGCCAAGAAGCUGGUGUAGGCCUCUUGCCGUAUAACCUUUCCCUUUUACCUCAAUUAUUUGAUAAUUUCCCCCCAAGCCCCUUGUCCACCUGGAUUUUGAGGAGGAAAAAAUGAAAAAAGAGUGUGUCACGUUGAUCUCAUGGCAAUAAGCCAUUCAGAUCAGCUACCUUUGAUCCAGGUUCCCCAAGAAACAGACAUUCGUCCAAGCUUUCAAAAUCUGUCUUAGGCUUUGGGAGAACUUAGAAUUGACCCAGUCAUUUCUUUCACUUCUGGUGACUCUCCUCUGGUUUUGAAGAGAUGACUAAAUGCUCCUCUGUUUUCUCUUUGUCUGCUUGUACAGUAGGCAACUGGUGUGCCCAUGGAGGAGGCCCUGCCUCAAUGUUCCUGGGUCAGUCCUGAGUUCUCCCAAUGGCUUUGUGAAUGUAAAUAAGGGGCAGUUCUUGGCCCUGAAGGAUUGAGAUGUUUUUCUAUAUUUUAGAACUAUUUUUGGAUAAAUUAUAUAUUUUCCUUCCCGAGUGAAUUAUCAUUACUGCCUGUAACUAGCCAAAAAACACCAAUCCAGACCUUAUGCAUUCUACUUAGUUAUAUACAUUUUUAAUAACUGCCAUUCAGUGCUCAGGAUUUUGGCAGUCUAGGACCAGAAAGCAGAUACACUAGUUACUCACAAGUCCAUGUUAGAAGUCCAAGAAGGGUCCUCUUGAACACUUGUAAGUCCAAUCCCCCAGGGUCCCAAAGUUGGGAAAGAGUGACAGGACGACUUGGAGCAGUGCACUGGUCCCUCAAGUUUUUCCUAAGUGGUGGUAAACGUUUCGUAGGUUCUUUUCUGUCUUGGAGACAGCCUCACUCUCACUCUGGCUGACCCGAACUCCACAUGUAGACGAGACUAGCUUCAGAUCCACGUGUCUGCCUACCAAAUGCUGUGAAUUAAAGAGGCAUGUGAUACCA